AUGGCAGACACCGGCAAAUACUUGGUGAUCACACCUGAGGAGGUGGCGUACGUCAGGAAGCAGCUGGGUACCAACGAGGAGGACAUCAAGGUGGCUGUGAAGCCACUGCGAGAGUGGCUCAGGAUGCAGCCACACUUACCUGACGCCGUAGACGACUCCCUCAUUGAGCGAAUGUAUAUCAACUACAAGUGCAGCAUGGAGAAGGUGAAACUGAGAUUAGACGCAUACUUCUCCCUCAAUCACAGAUUUCCCGAGUUACUAAUGAACAGAGGUUUCGGAGUAAGCGACUUCCAGUUUGCAAAGAGGCACUUAAAAAUGAUGGUGAUGCCACGACUCACAAAGGAUGCAUAUCGUGUGCACGUCUUGACCGCAGUGGACGAAGACCCGACCAAUGUAAUUUGGCCCCUUUAUGGUAAGAUAUUGACCACCAGAUUGGAAAUUAUGUUGCUUGAAGAAUACUCUCUUGGUGAUGUGGGCAUCAUCGACUUGGCCAACGUGAAUGCUGGACACAUCGUACGUGCAGAUAUCAACCUCGUCCGCAAUAUUGAAGUCUGCUAUCAGACUGCUUACCGCCGGCGAUUGAAAGGACUUCACUUGCUGAAUGCAUCGAAGAUCAUACAUUCAGUCAUGAAAAUAGUGAAGAUGGCGCUAUCUGAAAAGUUGCAAAAGAGGGUGUUCGCGCACCUUCCAGGAUCGACGACUCUGUUCGACUAUGUGCAGCCUGACUGCGUGCCAGACGAGCUGGGUGGCACUGCUGGUCCUGCUGACAACUUUGCUUACAAAGUUAGGGAGAUGGUCAACAGUGAGUGGCUGCUGGAGAAAGACAAGUACAUGUCAGACGAGAGCAAACGCCCCGCCGAUAACCACUAUGGCAUCUACGGCAUCGCAGACUCAUUUAAAAAAUUGUCCGUGGACUGACACACACCCCUGUUUUGCAAGACAGGAAGACGACUUUAUGAAACACUUGUACAUAUUAUA
Schistocerca serialis cubense is the source of this 978-nucleotide messenger RNA. Its product is annotated as clavesin-1-like. Gene Ontology annotation, cellular component: membrane. NCBI's taxonomy places the organism in Eukaryota, Metazoa, Arthropoda, Insecta, Orthoptera, Acrididae. The coding region runs from base 1 to 918 and encodes 305 amino acids. The record is from RefSeq and is a predicted model, not a curated record. The transcript is spliced from 6 exons. Gene Ontology annotation, molecular function: phosphatidylinositol bisphosphate binding.